GAACGAGUCCCGACGCAGCCGUAUAAGACGAGCCCCUCUCUGCCUGGUCUCCACAGUCUCUGCCUCGCGCUCAACAGGUCGUUCUAUCCGUACAGCCAUGAAGAAAAUUAUCACGGUGUUUGGGGCCACAGGGGCUCAGGGAGGCUCGGUAGCGAAAGCUCUCCUGGAGGACGGCACCUUCGCCGUCAGGGCCGUGACCCGCGACACCAGCAAGCCGGCGGCCCUGAAGCUGAAAGAGGCCGGGGCGGGGGUGGUGGCUGCCGACCUGGAGGACAAGAAGAGCCUGGAGGCCGCCCUGACCGGAGCCUACGGAGCCUUCGUGGUCACCAACUUCUGGGAGCAUUUCAGCAAGGAAAAGGAAAUCACGCAGGGAAAAGUGAUCGCAGAUCUCUCCAAAAGCCUAGGAGUGAAGCACGUGGUCUACAGCGGCUUGGAAAACGUCAAGAAACUGACCGGGGGCAAACUGGAGGUUCUUCACUUUGAUGGCAAAGGCGAGGUGGAGGAAUACUUCCGAGCCAUCGGGGUCCCAAUGACCAGCGUGAGGCUAGCUUUCUACUACGAGAACCUGCUGACCUUCUUCAGGCCUCAAAAGUCGCAGGACGGAAAGACCUACGCUUUGAGUCUCCCGGCGGGUGAUGUCCCAUUGGACGGGAUAUCGGUGACGGAUCUGGGUCCAGUGGUGGUCAGCAUCCUCAAGUCCCCGUCGGAAUACAUAGGGAAAGAUAUCGGACUCAGCACAGACAAGCUAACAGUGGAGCAAUACGCAGCCAUCCUGUCCAAGGUUAUCGGCAAGACCAUCAAAGAUGCUAAGGUUUCUCCCGACGCCUAUGAGAAAUUCGAAUUUGCAGGCGUGAAGGAAAUGGCCGACAUGUUCCGGUUCUACAUGAUGAGACCCGACCGGGACGUGGAGCUCACGCUCAAACUCAACCCCAAAGCAAAAAGGUUCCAGCAAUGGUUGGAGGAGAACAAGGACGCCUUGAAGGACUUGUAAUCGGUAUAACAUAAUCGCUCAGAACUUUUUUUAUACUUUUUCGGUCAUUGGAAUCGUUUUGCGGACACUAAACCCCAAAAUUCUAACUUUUAUAUGUUUUAUAUAAUAAACAGAAGGUUCUGACUCUUGGGCGUCAAA
Messenger RNA from Spea bombifrons (plains spadefoot toad), 1129 nucleotides. Its product is annotated as nmrA-like family domain-containing protein 1. NCBI's taxonomy places the organism in Eukaryota, Metazoa, Chordata, Amphibia, Anura, Pelobatidae. The record is from RefSeq and is a predicted model, not a curated record. The transcript has 5 exons. Bases 98 to 991 code for a protein of 297 amino acids.